CGGCGACCGGGUAGCUCAAUGUUCUCCUCGACAUCGUCCCUUCAACCUUCGCGGCGCGCCGCAAGUGCGCCAAUGUAUCGCGGGCGCGCCCAAUCACGUGCUAUAUUCGGGCAGCCCAAUGAUCUCAUCAAAGUUCAGCCUCUACUACUGCCAACGCCCCGAUGCCACGCCAGCGCAGCCAAUUAGUCCGGAGCUAGACCAAUGGAGCGGACACGGUCAGCUCAAUGGUCUUGUCAACGAUUGUAUUCUGGGCCAGAUGCCACCCAAGCGCUUCAAUGUCCCGGAGAGCUCGCCAAUGCCACAGCGAAUGAACAGCUCAAUAUUGCGCUACGACGUCACGGAAGAGCGUCAAUACCGGAGGAAUAGCGUGGAAGACUCGCGAGCUUGCCCAAUGCCAUGGAGAACGGGCAGCUCAAUGACUUUGUCGACGUCGCCUCUCGACCGAUGUAGCAUCUCAAGCCCCAGCCAUCAAAUUACAAUGUUCGCGAGCCCGACACCGACAAUGACGACGCGCAAUAAGAACCGGCGCUGUCAAAUGGCGCUUCUCCCGCGCGGCGACGCAAUGAGGUCGGCAGGCUAAUGUUCUACGAUAUUCGACAGUCAAUAUUUUGACGAAGGACUAGCACUCAAGUCGCAAUGCUUUAUUCCCCGACCUCAAAGUGUCGCGCCUGUCAGCCCUCAAUUGGCAAUGCAUCGACUCAGUCUUUAGAAGUCAUGGAUUACCCAGGACUAUCGAAGGCAAAAGUCUAUGCAAUGGCUUCGUGCUCUACUAGGCACCCCCACGAUAUAUCGGUA
Schizophyllum commune H4-8 is the source of this 795-nucleotide messenger RNA. RefSeq lists its product as uncharacterized. The transcript has 6 exons. NCBI's taxonomy places the organism in Eukaryota, Fungi, Basidiomycota, Agaricomycetes, Agaricales, Schizophyllaceae. The coding region runs from base 119 to 580 and encodes 153 amino acids. The record is from RefSeq and is a predicted model, not a curated record.